AGGUGGUAGUGUGUGCUCCGAGCGAGGGGAACAGGAAGAAGCCCAAAGCCGGUUUUUUUCGACGCUCGACCAGGUUGUUGUUGUUUUGAGCUAUACGUUGUGCAUUUUUUUGACGUGCCUCUCAACAUCGGAUACAUCUGCAACUGCUUCGUCGAUGCCGUUGGAUUUACCGUUGGAUUAGCCGCGGAUUAUCUCAAAGUCCACGACUCGUACCUGGAGGUGUCGGACCACAAAGUGAAGUGAUUAGUAAGUGGUGGCCAGCUAGGCCUACAUCGGUGUCAUGUGAAACGUUGAACCGCGAAAGAACGGCCAUCAUGUCCUCGUGGGCAUUCUGGAACAAGAAAUGCGUGACGAUUACCGAGUACGAUCCUACCUACAAGGUGGUCUACCUGGGCAACGUGCUUACGCCCUGGGCCAAGGGCGAAGGUUGCGUCGAGAAACCUGUGACGACACUCUGGAAGAACUAUUGCUCCAACGUCAAACAAGACAUGAACAUGAAGGUAACGGUCUGUAACUCGGGUCUUAAGGCAGUCACCAAAGAGCACGGUCUAACGGAAUACUGGGCCAGCCGAAUAACCUUCUGCACAUACGUGGAUGCCUUUCCGAGACUGUUCUGUUGGGUGUACCGACACGAAGGGAAACGCAUGAAGCAAGAGCUCCGCUGUCACGCCGUGCUUUGUCAAAAGGAAGAGGUAGCGAGAUUGAUGGUGGUGCAGCUUAAUCAUAAACUGGUCGCUGCUUUGCAGGAGUUUAAGCGCGAAAAGCUGAGUCGUCAAAAGGCUCGUCUGUCCCUCGGCAACGACGCCAUGCCGAGGAGGAAAAUUCUGCUCAGUACUGGCAGCACAAACUUCCGGGCGCCACUGGAAAGAUCGCGGAGUGCGCCCAAGCUCAUGUCCAUCGAGGAGAAUCUCGAGGAGGUGGAAGACGAGGACGAUAUCCUGACGGGUUCCGAAUCCGAUGUCGUGACCGAUGCGGACUUGGACUCGCUGUCGGACCAUUAUGUGAGUGCGACAGAUUCGUUGGACUCCGUAGAUGACAUGCCGGACCCACAGCUCAGGCAGAAGACGCUCAAGUCCAUCGAUGAGACGGCGGACAAUAUCUCGGACGAAUCGGGAUACGCUGAGGAAAAGGUUUGAGCCUCGUAUGAAGGACAAUGGCUCCGACCGAUUCUAGUCCCAUUCGAUGCUAGCCUCAGGGAUAGCGGCAUUGUUCUUUUUGCGGGUCAUCCGUCUUGUAGAGUGCUGCUGAGAGCCAUUAAGACUCGCAGGUUACACUGGAUAUGGGAAUUGUAUAGGUUAUGCGCGCUCUCUCGCGCAGGAAAAGCCUGUUUCAGGCUCGUAUAUUUCGAACAGAGACUGUUCCUCUGCGAGCUUCUAUUCAAAAGAACAGUUUUUAUUCGAAAAAUCGUUUCAUGUACAUUUCCCCUCUGUCUAUCGUGGGCCUCUAAAAGGUACGACGACUUCUCAGUACUCCACCAGUUUGCUUUGUGACGCAUAUUUGGUGAGAAUAUUACCUACUGUUUUUCACACUCGCAUAGUGAACUUUAGUAGGAAGUAGCACUGUAGACCUAGGAAUUUGGCAGGAUUAGCUGUACCAAAAAGAAGCUUUCGAGCAUAUUCAUUGAUCAAUCAUCGCAUAUGUUUGACCAUCUACCAUAUUUCACUUACGACAUAAAAAGAGCGUGAAUGCUACGGUGAUACGUCAUCGUCGUUCGGUAUCUGUUGUUGUCUCACUACCAUACAGUUGCCCAGAUGCGAGUUUUUGCAAUCUUAGCAGACCAUACAGUUGCUACGUGAUCCGACGACGGGCUCUCAUUGGUCCGUAAUUUUUCUUCCCUGGAAUGGCCAAUUGAAAGUGACGGUGCUGUAAAGCUGUUUUCUGACCACACGUGUCAAAGUUUCGCAAAGCGCUCCUCGCUAUUGUACCCACUGUGUAUGUUGUGUAACCUUUCGUGUCAUGUUGCACAAGCCUUUACAGACGGCGACUAGAUACGCAAUAUGAGAGCCCCUUUGGUGAAACCUAUCCUUCUCGAUAUGCAAGUAAUAUAGGAUUAUAAACCUGGGCUUUCCACUUUCUAGAGUUUCCAUACGACAAACUUUUGGAGUUCGUUUCUAGCAGUUUAUUUUUCGAAACAAUUUGAGUUUUUGUGAAAGUCGAGGCGGUAAACCGGAGUUGACCGGUUAUCAGCCAGGAAUUACGCAAAAAGAAGCACUUUCCGACGCGAAUUAACAGAGAGAAAGAAAAGAAAAUGCGGGACAGUGUGUUUGCGUAGUAAAUUUAAAAAAAAAAAUAUGCGCUCAAAAUCUGCUACUAGUUUGUAAUAUUGGUGACGGUCAGGUUAAUUUUCUUUCUUACGAGGUCUAUCGCCUCGUCUAUCGGAGCCAAUUCAAAAAGUGGGUACCACGAUAAUUAGAUGCACGUCGACUUUCCACCAUUAUCAUCAUCUCUGCCAAGAGCCUGUACGGCGGCAUUUCUCACUCCAAAAACUUUCGGGAUAAAAGAAGGAAAUCACGAGCCUAGACGUACGUUGUGGGCGAACUGAUCGACAAAUCGCGAGUCAAGAAGGAAAAUUUUACGAUCCGUAUUCUUUGGGGAUCAUUCUCAUUGAACUUCAUUGUCGUAUCCGACGUGUAGAAGGGCGUUUUUACCAACCCCGUCCUCUUCUUGAAAGUAAUUUAUUGAAAUAGUCUCAUUCGUUAUUUCGCGACACUCGACGCUUCACUGUUGCAGACGGAACCCAUCUGGUCGUCCUGAUUAACGCACUCGAAACACAGCACACACGCAAUCGGUUCGGGAAAAAAGAAAAAAAAAUGAUUCCAGCUUGCUGUGAAUGAAUCGAUGACGGCAUGACGCUUUCAUGACUGUUGACAUUGCUCCGUUUUGAAAGUGCUUCUUUCAUGAGGCGUUUGGUUGUUAAAGGGUUACCGCUGCGAGCACCGACGAUAAUCAGAACAGCGCGCAGUAAAAUUUGUUUUACAGUGCUGGACCAAAGUUUAUGGAACACGCCCCGGCGCAUUCCUUCCUCAGACUGACACGCUGGCAGCGAAUGGCACCGUACGGAUAGGUAACCCAGUCCGUACGGUCCCACUCUGAGGAAGGAAUGUACCGGAGCGUGUACCGUAAACUUUUGUCCACCACACUGUACCGUAUUCCCCGUGGUGCGGCGAGCGCCCCCCCAAAACGAAACAUUUCGAAACUAUUUUGCGGAAAACACCGCAAACUGUAUCACUCUGCGAACGAGUUGUGGUGAAAACUGUAACGCUCAACAUUUAACUGCCUUUGCUCAUUGUUGUAUAGAUUGUCACAAAGUGUUUCUUUUGUCUGUCUGUGCACUAUUUGAGUGACAGUGACGGAGCAGCUAUGUCCGUUUCUUCGCCGGAAGAAUCACCUGUAUUGUAAAUAAGGUUUUUAGCGUGUACAUAGUAAUUGGAGUGGUUGCUCAGCGACAGGUGCCCGCCCCUUUAUACAGCGAGCACUGUCUGUGUUAUAAUGUUGCGAAAUAAAACUGCCUCACAUUUCGUAU
This is a messenger RNA of Ornithodoros turicata, 3523 nucleotides long. Its product is annotated as protein FAM43A-like. The transcript has a single exon. Lineage: Eukaryota; Metazoa; Arthropoda; Arachnida; Ixodida; Argasidae. The record is from RefSeq and is a predicted model, not a curated record. The coding region runs from base 315 to 1136 and encodes 273 amino acids.